ACUUUUGUUUUUGUCAACGAUCUAUGUUCAAUGAUGAUGAGGUACGAUCGUCUCUCUCCAAGAUGUAUGAAUGUUCUCCAGUAGAUGGCUUUGUAGAGAUCUCAGAAGGGUUGGGAAAGAUGAUAAAAUCCUUGGCAAAUGAACCCUCAGUGGGUCUUUUCUACGUUCAACAACACACUCACAAGGCAGUCCCAAACCUUGUCAGUCUCAGAAACAAUGUUGUAGCUAAAUCUCGUGACAUCAGUUUACACACAGAAGAUACAGAGGAUUCAAUUACAAUGGUGAGAUCCAUGAAAGAAUGUGGCUUUCCAAUUGUCGACGAUAUGUUGAAAGACAUCACAAAAUCUUUGGCUAUCAUGUCAUCAAAACAACCAAAAAAGGGUUUGAUUAGCAGCAGAUCGGUGUCAGGAUCUUGGGGUCCUGCUUGGGGGAGUACUUAUGAUGUUGAAAGGUCGAGUAAUUAUUUAUCGUCCGUUUUGAAGUCAGCAAAAGAAAAGGCGACUACUCUUAAGUGGACUCAAGUUGAUACCUCUGAUUCCGUGGAAGAUGGCAAGCAUACAGAUUAUCUAGAAAGUGCAGGGGGAGACCUGUCUGUAUCGAGUCACAGUUCAGUUGGGCAACAUGAAAAAGAUGUGUCAGUUGAUGAUUUGUUAUCAAAUCUGUCACGUUCUGAAAAUUUUGAUGAAUUUAAAGCUGAUAAAGAGGCAAGAUUUGAAGAAUGGUUGAGAAGCAACGAUACUCAUGAUGAUCAACAUAGAGAAGGGACGACUGAAUAAUUAGUGCUUUUGACUGAUUUUGGAAAAGCCUCUAAUGUGUAAGUAAAAUUGUUGUAAUAAUUCGAAGAGGUCAAGAAAAGUUUAAGCCAGAAAAACCAGAUUAGUUGUGAUUGAGGUUAUCGUUACCUUGAGUGCUACUUGUAUGAUGGUGUUUGUGAUAAUCCCACCAGAAUCUUUACACAACUCCGAUGUGGUGUUGUAUGUACUUAGGAAUGUGUUUCCCGUUAGGGGGUUUCCAUGUCAUAUGAUAUGAUGGAAUUGAGGAUUGAAAUGAGUUAAAUAAAUCAAAAUUUUGAGGUGAGCCCCUUUGGCAAAA
Molecule: messenger RNA, 1092 nt
Organism: Erigeron canadensis
Lineage: Eukaryota; Viridiplantae; Streptophyta; Magnoliopsida; Asterales; Asteraceae
Exons: 2
Coding region: 24-776 (250 amino acids)
Source: RefSeq, a predicted model, not a curated record